AACAAAUCUUUGGUUCCUAGAUCCUCCUUCCUUCCAUGGCUACUCUUUCUGAGUAUUCAUCUCCUUGGCCAGACCCCAAUCCAGAUCCCAAUCUCAAUUCCAAUCCUAACCCUAACCCUAACCCUAAUUCUGAUUUCAUUCCUUCCGACGACCAGCUCCGUAACCUUGAUUCUUAUUCUUCAAUGUCUCAGGACCAAUCCGACCCUUUUUCUCCUGCUAUUCCCAAUACCAACCCCAAUUUUCACACCCCGCUUUCUUCCCCUAGCGAAUCCACCUCACCUGCAUCAGCGCCGCCGCCAUCCCUCCUUCACCUCUCCUUCAACCAAGACCAUGGCUGUUUCGCUGCCGGCACCGACCACGGCUUCCAGAUCUACAAUUGUGACCCUUUCCGGGAGAUAUUUCGUCGAGAUUUUGACCGCGGUGGAGGGAUCGGAGUCGUUGAAAUGCUUUUCCGAUGCAAUAUAUUAGCCCUUGUUGGUGGUGGACCGGACCCACAAUAUCCCCUUAAUAAGGUGAUGAUCUGGGACGACCAUCAAAGCCGUUGCAUCGGUGAGCUGUCGUUUAGGUCAGAGGUUCGAUCGGUGAAACUCCGUCGUGACAGAAUCGUGGUGGUUUUGGAACAGAAGAUAUUCGUGUACAAUUUCGCAGAUUUGAAGCUGUUACAUCAAAUUGAAACCAUUUCAAAUCCGAAAGGGUUAUGUGCGGUGUCUCAGGUGACUGGGUCGUUGGUGUUGGUGUGUCCUGGGCUACAGAAGGGACAGGUUAGGGUGGAACAUUACGGUUCCAAAAGGACAAAGUUUAUUAUGGCUCACGAUUCAAGAAUUGCGUGUUUCGCGUUGACUCAAGAUGGACAGUUGCUUGCAACGGCCAGUACCAAAGGAACCCUUGUUCGCAUUUUUAAUACUCUUGAUGGUACCUUGCUGCAAGAGGUGAGGAGGGGCGCUGAUAGAGCGGAGAUUUAUAGUCUGGCCUUCUCUUCAAAUGCCCAAUGGCUGGCAGUCUCAAGUGAUAAGGGCACUGUCCAUGUUUUCAAUCUUAAGGUUAAUUCUGGAUCCCCAAGAACUGACAAUCAACGAACUUCAUCUGAUCCCAGUUUUACCUCAUCGCCUACCUCAUCCCUCUCUUUCAUCAAAGGGGUGUUGCCCAAGUAUUUCAGCUCAGAGUGGUCAGUGGCUCAGUUCCGCUUGGUUGAGGGUUCUGCAUACAUUGUUGCCUUUGGUCACCAAAAGAAUACAGUGGUAAUCCUUGGCAUGGAUGGAAGCUUCUAUCGAUGCGAAUUUGACCCGGUUAAUGGUGGAGAAAUGACGCAAAUUGAAUAUCACAACUUUCUAAAGCCAGAAGCAGUGUUCUGAAAGGCUAUUUGAAAUCUGGAUAUCUAGGCAAUAUAUAAAGUAUAUUUUUACCUUAACUCUCUUUUUUCACCUGUUCAUGUAAUCUAGAGGUGUAUCUUAAUGGAAAAUUUAUAUGAUACCUUCAUGUAUCGAUACUGGAACCUUAAGGAUCACUGGAUAAAGGUGGAUAAGGCUGAGGUAACCCUUAUCACCAGUGUCAAUACUGUAUGGUAUUGUAGAGUUGCCUCGUAUUAUGUUGUUCGAUGUAAAUACGAGUAUAUAUACCUGUAAAAUCUGCCACUCAAUUAACUUUUUUU
Messenger RNA from Pistacia vera, 1648 nucleotides. Its product is annotated as autophagy-related protein 18a-like. Bases 36 to 1352 code for a protein of 438 amino acids. Gene Ontology annotation, molecular function: protein binding; phosphatidylinositol-3,5-bisphosphate binding; phosphatidylinositol-3-phosphate binding. The record is from RefSeq and is a predicted model, not a curated record. Gene Ontology annotation, cellular component: phagophore assembly site membrane; extrinsic component of membrane; cytosol. NCBI's taxonomy places the organism in Eukaryota, Viridiplantae, Streptophyta, Magnoliopsida, Sapindales, Anacardiaceae. The transcript has 4 exons. Gene Ontology annotation, biological process: protein lipidation; protein localization to phagophore assembly site; autophagy of mitochondrion.